This is a messenger RNA of Linum trigynum, 285 nucleotides long. The record is from the annotation of a GenBank genome assembly. Lineage: Eukaryota; Viridiplantae; Streptophyta; Magnoliopsida; Malpighiales; Linaceae.
AUGUUCUCCCGCAGGAGCAGGUUUCUUUCGUUCCCUUUGGUGAUUGGAGCAGUAAUGGGAUACACGAAAUUUAUAUCCAUGAGAGAAGAAAGGGACAACGCGGAAAUGGAAAACAACAGGGAAGGAAUUCCCCAGGAACAUGAACCAACCAGCGUUGGAGUUGUUUCUGGGAAGGCAAUAUUUGGCCAACCACUUGAUGAGUACUGGAAAAAGAAGCUUCAAGAAGAGGCAGCAACUGCUGCUGCUGCUGCUAAAGAGACCAACGAAAACUCGAGCAGUGAAUAA